GAGGCAUGACUCAAGAAGCAGUGAUUCAAGCGUGCAAAGAUGGGGACCUGAUGUUUCUACGCGAAUGGCUCGACAAUAUUGAGACUGAUCCGAACGGAGCCAUAGACCAGCAUUUGUUCACGCCUCUGCACUGGGCCUCUUGGUAUGGACACAUGGCCCUGGUUGACCUCUUAUUGACCCCUCCUCAUAGUGCGAGGACAGAUGUGGUCAACAUGGGGGAGGACACUCCCCUGCACUGUGCCGCUCAGAAUGGACACACGCACGUGAUCAGACGGCUCCUGAGGACUACAGACAAGUCUGGCAAGAAGAACAGCUCAUUUAGACCAAUCAGCGAGGUGAAUGCAAUGAACCGACACGGAAACACGCCUCUGCACUACGCCGCCUUCUGGGGAUUCAAAGAAACGGCCCUGGAACUGGUCAAUCUAGGCGCCAAUGUCUCCCUCUGCAAUCGGCAGAACAACACGCCCCUGGAUGUGGCCAAGGGAAAGGUUACAGGAGUUCUGGCCAGGGAGUUGCGAGAGGCGGCGGAGAAUACGGGUCAACAGGUGACACGCAUCCCAUUCGAGACUGCAUUUGAAGAGGUGUCUACUAGAAUACGCACAGUCAGACCGAGAGAUGGCACCAUGCGUCGUUUUGGAAUCUCCAGUGACAAAAUAUCCAUGGACGAAGUGCAGAAUCUCCAAUCAGCUCCGAUGGGGAUGGUGAGUCAUCCCUGGAGAGAAUUGUUACAUGGAGUCAUACCAGGUGGUACGAAAGUGGUGGCGACCAGAGUUGUCCGGCCGCAGACAGCCGACCCCAAACGGGUGGCGCGAGAUUUCGACGCUGAGUGCAAAAAGCUAAAAGUGUUCUCACAUGCCAACAUUCACGGAGUGUUCAGCUGGAUCAACACCCCCGACUACAUGUUCCUCCUGUCUGAACUCACGCCACAACUCGGAACACUCUACGAGGUUUUACAUUGCAGAAGUGACGUGGUUUUGGAGGCAUCACAAAUGGCAAAGGUGGCUGCCAAUAUCGCCAGUGGCAUGGAGUUCCUGUUUGGAAUCGAACACACUGGAUUCCACCUCACCUCCAAAAGUGUCAUCAUAACUGACGAACUAGUUGCUAAGCUGAACAUGUCAGAGACAAAACUGUCCUUCGAGACCCCCUACAGAGAAUACAAUCCAGAGUGGUGUUCGCCGGAGUACCUGGACGCCUCCCACAAACCUAAUAAAUCCAAUGCAUCUGCGAGUGGAAAAGGAGGUACUGGUGUGGCCAUUAAUCCGAUUAGUCUGCACUCUGCUCAGAUUUGGAGCAUGGGCGUUGUUUUGUGGGAGUUACUGACGGGACAGAUCCCUUUUGCAGACAUGAACAGAUUCCAUAUUGGAUUCAAGAUUGUGUACUCCCGACUGCGACUUGACCUCCCUCGUCCUGAGUCGCUGAAAGAGAAGCCGCUAGUACACCUGUGCAAACUGAUGAAGAUGAUGAUGAAUGAAGACCCCAAUCAGAGACCCCAGUUCUCCAGAAUAGCACCCCUCAUGAACAAAAUCCAGUGAUGCUCAAUACACUGAGAACUCAGUUGACCUUAAUGCCUUAAUGUUCAUUAUGUCAUUUCUAUUCAUCCAUCACUCCUUAACGCGUAGUAAAUGCGUUCUUGCCAACAGUCUACAACCUUAUAUUGAAAACGCAAAAAAAUACCUGGUUUUGACAGAUUCAGUGAGCAUUUGGUUGUUUUGAAAAAAGGUUGAUUGCCAUCUGAUUUAAUUUUCUGUUCUUUCGAUGACUUUUCUCUCGCUCUUCUAUUUAUAUUAUUUUUUGUGCUUCCAGAUGCAUUUGAAUCAAAAAUUGUUAGCAGUUGUGAAAACCUUCUGAAAUAACAAGAUGUUAUAUAAUUCGCUUGGCAAUUUAAAUCACAAAUAAUUAAUAUUUCAUUUUGCUACACACAUU
Messenger RNA from Symsagittifera roscoffensis, 1923 nucleotides. Its product is annotated as integrin-linked protein kinase-like. Gene Ontology annotation, molecular function: ATP binding; protein binding; protein kinase activity. The record is from RefSeq and is a predicted model, not a curated record. Gene Ontology annotation, cellular component: cytoplasm. The transcript has 9 exons. Gene Ontology annotation, biological process: protein phosphorylation; signal transduction. NCBI's taxonomy places the organism in Eukaryota, Metazoa, Xenacoelomorpha, Acoela, Convolutidae. Bases 6 to 1532 code for a protein of 508 amino acids.